Molecule: messenger RNA, 6349 nt
Organism: Neoarius graeffei (lesser salmon catfish)
Lineage: Eukaryota; Metazoa; Chordata; Actinopteri; Siluriformes; Ariidae
Gene: unc13bb
Product: unc-13 homolog Bb (C. elegans)
Exons: 39
Coding region: 187-4923 (1578 amino acids)
Biological process (GO): dense core granule priming; synaptic transmission, glutamatergic; synaptic vesicle priming
Cellular component (GO): neuromuscular junction; presynaptic membrane; terminal bouton
Molecular function (GO): calcium ion binding; diacylglycerol binding; calmodulin binding
Source: RefSeq, a predicted model, not a curated record
UCGAGGUUUUAUCAUGGCGAGGGAAGCUGGACGUGGCACCUGCAGCUCCGGAGGACACUUUAUCAGCCCGGUGCAACUAAACAAGUCAUUUUAAUAACAUGUAAAGUGAGUUUGGCAAUGUGUCAGGACAGGAAGCUGAGUUUAGUUCCUGAUAAAUCACUAUAAGUGGAGAGGAAAGAGCUUGACAUGUCCCUGCUGUGUGUCAGAGUAAAGAAAGCCAAACUCCAGGGCCCUCCAGAUAAAUUCAAUGCCUACGUGACCUUGAAGGUCCAGAAUGUCAAGAGUACGACGAUCACGGUGCGAGGAGACCAGCCAUGCUGGGAGCAGGACUUCAUGUUUGAGAUCAGCCGCUUGGACCUGGGGCUCAUCGUGGAGGUUUGGAAUAAAGGUCUCAUCUGGGACACCAUGCUGGGGACGGUGUGGAUCCCUCUCAAAAGCAUCUGCCACUCGGAAGAGGAAGGUCCUGGAGAAUGGACGUUUUUACACUCGGAGGUUUUAAUGAAGGCAGAUGAAAUCUACGGCACCAAGAACCCGACGCCUCACAGAGUUCUCCUGGACACCCGCUUCGAGCUUCCCUUUGAAAUCCCAGAGGAUGAGGCUCAGUAUUGGUCCAGUAAACUGGAGAGCAUCAAUGCCAUGGGGAUGCAUGAUGAGUUCCCGCUACAGGAUGAUGGAGUAAGACGUCCUGUUCCCUUAGCAACUUCUCAAUGCUCAUUGGAUGAUCUGGACAGUGUAAUGGACGAUCGGGACAGUGACUACAGGAGCGAAACGAGCAACAGUUUACCCCUGCGCUACCACAGUACGGCUCAGCCGAACUCCUCUGUUCAUCAGUACCCAGUGGGACCACGUUUCCGUCAACACCCAGACUCCUGCACGGACUCGGUGCAUAGCUUUGAACUGGACUACAGAGACAAUCAUCCAAGCAGUCCUGCUGGCAGUAGUCGUUUUGGAUCUUCAGGAAACCUCAGCCAAGCCAGUUCUCCACUGAGUGAGAUGGGCCAGGAAAGUGUUACAGGUUCAGAGCUAAAGGAGUCCUACCACUCAUUCCACAAUACAGGAUAUCGCCCACCUGCAAAUGGACACCACCCAGCCAAUGGACAUACCUCCUGGAGAGAGGAUGAGGGGUUGAAAUCUUCUCAAGAGAAGGGUAGGAGGGAAAGCAGGACUUCAAAGAAAGAUAAUGUUCCCCAAGUGGAGAAGAGGCCAGAAACACUUCAGAAAAGUUUCCAGGAUGAUGGAUCUGCUUCGUCUGUCUCUGCUUCUCGAAUACACUGGAUAAAGGCCUUCAACAAAGUGAGACUUCAGCUUCAGGAGGGCCUGGAGAAUGGAGACAAUUCCAGACAUGAUUGGGUCAAAGCAGGAAGUGGGAGUGGCCUGUUUGGGAUUGACAGCAUGCCAGACUUGCGGAAGAGGAAGCCAAUCCCUCUUGUUAGUGAUGUGGCGCUGGUCCAGGCCAGAAAAGCAGGCAUUGCAUCUGCCAUGGCUUCCCGUGCCUCCGUUAAAGACGAGGAGCUGAAGAACCAUGUGUAUAAGAAAACGCUGCAGGCUCUGAUCUACCCCAUCUCCUGCACUACACCACAUAACUUUGAGAUUUGGACGGCGACGACACCGACGUACUGCUACGAGUGCGAAGGGCUGCUGUGGGGUAUUGCACGCCAGGGUAUGAGAUGCACCGAGUGUGGGGUCAAAUGUCACGAGAAGUGUCAGGAGCUCCUCAAUGCAGACUGCCUCCAGCGCGCGGCAGAGAAAAGUUCAAAGCAUGGUGCUGAAGAUCGCACGCAGAACAUCAUCAUGGCCAUGAAGGACCGCAUGAAGAUCAGGGAGAGGAACAAACCUGAGAUCUUUGAGCUCAUCAGGGAUGUGUUCAUGAUCAGCAAAACGCUUCAUGCGCAGCAGAUGAAGACCAUCAAACAGAGCGUUCUGGACGGGACGUCCAAAUGGUCGGCGAAGAUCACCAUCACCGUGAUGUGUGCACAGGGCCUACAGGCCAAAGAUAAGACGGGCUCCAGCGACCCUUACGUGACUGUCCAAGUUGGAAAGACGAAGAAGCGCACCAAGACCAUCUACGGCAACUUGAACCCGGUGUGGGAGGAGAAGUUUCACUUUGAGUGCCACAACUCGUCAGACCGUAUUAAGGUGCGCGUGUGGGACGAAGAUGAUGACAUCAAGUCCCGCGUGAAGCAGAGGCUGAAGAGGGAGUCUGACGAUUUCCUGGGACAGAGCAUCAUCGAGGUGCGAACGCUCAGUGGAGAGAUGGACGUCUGGUACAACCUGGAGAAAAGGACUGAUAAGUCAGCGGUGUCCGGUGCUAUCCGUCUUCACAUCAGUGUGGAAAUUAAAGGAGAAGAGAAAGUGGCUCCAUACCAUGUGCAGUACACCUGCCUACACGAGAACCUGUUCCACCAUACCACAGAUGUGCUUGGGCAGGGGGCGGUGAAGAUCCCGGAUGCUCGUAGCGACGAUGCCUGGAAGGUCUAUUUCGACGACGUGGCACAGGAAAUCGUGGAUGAGUUCGCGAUGCGUUAUGGGAUCGAGUCCAUCUACCAGGCCAUGACGCACUUUGCAUGUCUCUCGUCUAAAUACAUGUGUCCCGGUGUUCCUGCGGUGAUGAGCACGCUGCUGGCCAACAUUAAUGCCUUCUAUGCUCACACCACCGCCUCCACCAAUGUCUCCGCCUCUGACCGCUUCUCUGCCUCCAACUUUGGGAAAGAAAGAUUUGUCAAGCUCUUAGACCAGCUGCACAAUUCCUUACGCAUUGAUCUCUCCAUGUAUCGCAAUAACUUCCCUGCGAGCAGUAAGGAGCGUCUGCAGGACCUGAAGUCCACUGUGGAUCUACUCACCAGCAUCACUUUCUUCAGGAUGAAGGUGCAGGAACUGCAGAGUCCUCCAAGAGCCAGCCAGGUGGUACGAGACUGUGUGAAAGCCUGUCUCAACUCCACCUACGACUAUAUCUUUAACAACUGCCAAGAGCUCUACAGCCACCAGUACCAGCCAGUAGGAGACCCGAAUAAAGAUGAAUAUCCUCCAGAAGAGCAGGGUCCGAGCAUCAAGAAUCUAGACUUCUGGCCCAAACUCAUCACGCUGAUAGUUUCCAUUAUAGAAGAGGAUCGCAACUCAUAUACACCUGUUCUCAACCAGUUUCCUCAGGAGCUUAAUGUAGGGAAGGUGUGUGCCGAGGUGAUGUGGGUUCAGUUCUCACAGGAUAUGAAGUACGCCACAGAGGAGCACGAGAAGCAUCGCCUGUGUAAGAGUGCUGACUACAUGAACCUGCACUUUAAGGUGAAGUGGCUGUAUAACGAGUACGUAAAGGAUCUACCCGCCUUCAAAGGAGUCAUUCCUGAAUACCCCAUGUGGUUCAUGCAGUUCGUGCUGCAGUGGUUGGAUGAGAACGAGGACGUCUCUGUGGAGUUCAUGCACGGUGCACUCGAGAGGGACAAGAAGGAUGGCUUCCAGCAGACAUCUGAGCAUGCUCUGUUCUCCUGCUCCGUGGUGGAUGUAUUCACGCAGCUCAACCAGAGCUUUGAGAUUAUUAAGAAGCUGGAGUGUCCUGACCCCAAAGUCAUGGCGUUAUACAGUCGCCGGUUCGCCAGGACCAUUGCCAAGGUCCUGCUGCAGUACAGUGCCAUCCUGAAGAAGAGUUUCCCGUCCUACUGCGACAAGGAGAAGAUUCCCUGCGUCCUGAUGAACAACGUGCAACAGCUGCGAGUUCAGCUCGAGAAGAUGUUCGAGUCGAUGGGAGCCAAACAGAUGGACACCGAAGCCAGCGACAGCCUCAAUGAGCUGCAGGUGAAGCUGAAUAACGUGCUGGAUGAGUUGAGCUCGACGUUUUCCAACACGUUUCAGAGUCGUAUUGACGAGUGCACACGGCAGAUGGCGAGUCUGCUGUACCAGAUUAAAGGGCCGGCGAACGCCAACAGCCGGAACCAAGUGGAAGCCGAUUCGGACAACGUGCUCCGCCCCCUCAUGGAUUUCUUAGAUGGAAAUCUGAUGCUGUUUGCGUCAGUGUGUGAGAAGACGGUUCUCAAGCGGGUUCUGAAGGAGUUGUGGAGGAUCGUGAUGAACAGUCUGGAGAAGACCAUCGUCCUGCCUCAAGGCAACGACAGCUUCGGCAACAUAUUUUCUGCAGCCAAAGAUCUCGGCCAGCUCUCCAAGCUCAAGGAUCACAUGUCUGGGGAAGCCAAAAGCCUCACGCCGAAGCAGUGUGCGGUCAUGGACGUGGCUCUGGACACCAUAAAGCAAUACUUCCAUGCUGGAGGAAACGGGUUAAAGAAGGCCUUCCUGGAGAAGAGCGCCGAGCUCUCGUCACUCCGUCACGCCCUCUCGCUUUACACACAGACCACCGACACGCUCAUCAAGACCUUCGUCACCACACAGCACGCCCAGGGCUCAGGUGUGGAGAAGCCAGUGGGAGAGGUGUCCAUACAGAUCGAUCUGUUCACUCAUCCAGGCACAGGAGAGCACAAGGUCACAGUUAAAGUGGUGGCGGCGAAUGAUCUGAGGUGGCGGACAUCUGGAAUGUUCCGUCCCUUCGUGGAGGUGACGAUGAUCGGGCCGCACCUCAGCGACAAGAAACGCAAAUUCACCACCAAAUCCAAGAACAACAGCUGGGCACCGAAAUUCAACGAAACUUUCCACUUUAUCUUGGGGAACGAGGACGGUCCGGAGAGUUACGAGCUGCAGGUGUGUGUGAAGGACUACUGUUUCGGCCGAGCGGACCGCGUGGUGGGCGUCGCUGUCAUCCAGCUGCGGGACGUGGCUCAGCGAGCGAGCUGCGCCUGCUGGUGUCCGCUGGGCUCGCAGGUGCACAUGGACGACACGGGGCUGACCGUGCUGCGUAUCCUGUCCCAGCGCUCAGGAGACGAGGUGGCCAGAGAGUUCGUCAAGCUCAAAUCUGAAACCCGCUCUGCCGAGGAGGGGACGUGAGAAGUUACCCGUGGAGAAGGGAUGAAGAAUGACGACUGGAUGGACAAGUGCUUUUUGUUAGUGAUGGUAGAAUCCAUGGAUGAGGAGGAGAUUUUUGUGAGCAGUUUCCUGUGUUAUGGAUGUGGAGGAUGGAGGACAAGUUUACCAGAACUUCCUGUCAUCCACCCAGAUGCUUUUUGAAAAGCAAGCAGCUUCUCUCUCUCUCUCUCUCGCUUCCCCCCUUCCCUCCUCUCUUUCUUUCUGUCCUCUCUUGCUUUCUUUCCUCCUCUCUUUUUUUCAGCUUUAUUGGGAACAUUAACCGUAUGAAAUACAUAAUAAAUUACACAAAAAAUUUACAAUAAUUUACAAAGGAAAAAAGGUAAUGUCACCCAAGGGGUCAGCACGAACGGGAAAACCCAUGCGAGGUACUGCCCAACUCUCCCUCCUUUCUCUCUCUCUCUCUCUCUCUCUCUCUCUCUCUCUCUCUCUCUGUCCCCCCUUCCCCCACUAGUGAUAGUUUCUGUCACUCUCUUACUUUCUCACUGUUUUGGCCUUUGGUGUGUGUGUGUGUGUGUGUGUGUGUGUGUGUGUGUGUGUGUGUGUGUGUGUGUGAGAGAGAGAGUGAUAACUGUCCAGUACACAGGUUCCCUAUUUCUAUUGUGUACUUUUUCACUGCCUGCUAUUUUACCGUUUCUAUAUAAAUGCCUUAUUUUGUCGAAUGUGUCAAAUUUGAGGGAAAAAUAUCGCUGUACUUUUAUUUUACUUCUCACCACUUGGAUGAAUGUUUUGUAUUUAAGCAUUUUACAACACGUUUCUCACCGAAUAAUACGGUACCCGAACCCGACUUAGAAUCCUGAUAUGUCUAAGUGAUCUCGCUAACCGUGUGCCUUCUGAGCGACGGGUAGGCUGUGUUUCAGACGACGGAUGAUCUUUUUGCUCUCAGUCUCCUCAUCAGCAGCAGCAGAUCGAGUGAAGGAAAUUAAAGGAGCCUUUCAUAUAAAUUCUGUAUUAAAAUAGCCAUCAGGUAUGUGUGGAUAGUACAGUUUUAUAUGACGAUGAUGAUUAUAUUAAAGGGGCAACGUGUAAUUUAAAAAAAAAUUUUUUUUUUUUUGAGCCCUUUCAGCCAACACUAAUGGCACUUUUAAAGUGAUGUAUAACAUUAUGGUUGAUUGGGGGUGGGGUUUAAUUCCAUUAUGUGGUGUAAAUAAUUUUCAAGGUUGUUAGACUGUAUCUAUGGUUUUGUACAUGUAGAAACACUUUUAAACUUUACACACUGCACCUUUAACCUGUUCCACAAUAUUAUGAGAACCGUUCUCUGUUAGAAGCAUUACAAGGUGACCAGUGUUUGAUAUUUGAUACAUCGUUCCCCAGUGAGACGACGUGUUUGUAAAUGAAAUGUGUUGGUUAAAGAAGUGCCAAAUGAAUAAAAUGUGAGGACAGAUGUGGA